CUCUCUCACCGUGAAUCUUCAUCCUCCACAAGUCGUCAAUCCUUCCUAGGGCCUCGGUCCCGACCCAAUCUUUACAUUGGCACCUCUGACAUACCCAUCUAUAGCCAUUGGCCUAUUAAGUGACGACCGAAUUUUGGAACAGACAUUGUGUCACAACAAUCACUCCAAGCUUCUCAUGGGCUUCACAACUGGCUUUCUCGGCGGCUUCACCCUGACCUCGGCAGUGCUCUACCUCACCAUCUCCCUACACACACGGAACCGCGUCACACAAGCCGCUCUUCUCCAGCAGCAAUCGAAUGUCUUAACAAAUAUCGUCGAUCCAAAGCCGGCGCCGCCAGAACCGGUAGCCAGGGAAGUGCCGGUUGGAUUGGCCGAGAUGGCGAAAGACAGGUGGAAUCGAGAGAUGGAAGGUGCAGUGAGGAAGAUAUACAAUACCGAUUGGAGAAGAGUGAGAGAGGAUGCAGAAGAUAAGGUUGGAGGUAUCAUUGAGAAGCUGAGGGAAGGCAAGUCUUAGUCGGACGACAGGAUACUGGACUUGUAGUGUAGGGGAAAUGAGGACGACGGAUCCUUAGAUGCGAAAGAUACCCUUUCAUGGAAACUUGAACAUGAUGAAUUAUAGAGAAUGUCCUCUGCAUGGCUAAGUUAUUGUAUCAUGGCCACAACGGCUCUCAGCCCCCAAUAUUUUCAUUUGUUGUAAAAUAUCUCUUGCCUUGAGAUCUUUUGUACACUCUAUGAGAACUCAUCCCAGACCUUUAUGUUUCACUGGUGUCAUGC
Messenger RNA from Lindgomyces ingoldianus, 774 nucleotides. RefSeq lists its product as uncharacterized. Gene Ontology annotation, cellular component: MICOS complex; mitochondrial crista junction. The transcript has 2 exons. Lineage: Eukaryota; Fungi; Ascomycota; Dothideomycetes; Pleosporales; Lindgomycetaceae. Bases 176 to 514 code for a protein of 112 amino acids. The record is from RefSeq and is a predicted model, not a curated record. Gene Ontology annotation, biological process: cristae formation.